AUCCACUCCCUAACCCACUCAUAUCUAUUUCUUUUUCACUUUUUCAACUCUCUUCUCUCCCUGCUUUCCACGUCAUCCCCUACCCUUUUUGCUACGGUACGCCCCUUUCUCUCCAACUUCAUCAGGCGCACGUUAGCUCCUACCACCAUCUAGUUUUUUUCUUCCUCGGAUUGAAAAUCCCAUUCCCAAGUACAAAAUACUCUCAUGGUUGAUCUUUUCUCACUACAGGGCCAGAAAAAAAUUCAGUUUUUUUUUUGUGUGAACUGCUAACUUGCGCCGCUUCUCCUAGGCUUUGAAUUUUGCAGGUGCCGCAACGAUCAGCAGAUAUGAACAAAUGGGCUUUGAAUAUCAUGUGUCUUGAUUGGGGUUGUGGUUGCAAGAUUUGAUUUUGAGCGAGGGUUUAGUGUUGAGUUGUUGUUUUUUCUAGUACAGGGAAGAAGGGUUACGAUGGAUGCCGAUACUGAGACUGAGGAAAUUAUUAAUUUGAACAAUAAAGCAAGUAACUGUGGUGGGAAUAAUAGUAAGAGUGGAGAUGGCUUUAUUGACAGAAGCAAAGUGAGGAUUUUGUUGUGUGACAACGAUUCCAAGAGUUCUGAAGAGGUUUUUACACUUCUUUUGAGGUGUUCUUAUCAGGUUACUUCAGUAAAAUCGGCUAGGCAAGUAAUUGAUGCACUGAAUGCGGAGGGGCAAUAUAUAGACAUGAUACUAGUUGAAGUUGACCUUCCGGUGAAGAAAGGCAUGAAGUUGUUGAAGUACAUAGCAAGGGAUAAAGAAUUAUGCCGAAUCCCUGUUAUAAUGAUGUCUGCACAAGAUGAGGUAUCCAUUGUUGUAAAGUGCUUGAGGCUUGGGGCAGCAGAUUACCUAGUAAAGCCUUUACGCACAAAUGAACUAUUAAAUUUGUGGACACACAUGUGGAGAAGGAGACGCAUGCUUGGACUUGUGGAGAACAACAUCUUGAAUUAUGAGUUUGAACUGGUAGCAUCAGAUCCAAGUGAUGCCAAUACAAACAGUACCACCUUGUUCUCUGAUGAUACAGAUGACAAGUCCAAAAGAAGCACUAAUCCAGAGACCGUAGUAUCAAUCCAACAAGAAGAAGAGGUUAAUAUUGCCGCCGCCACCAAUGUUGUGGUGGAGCUUCCCAGUGCUCUUGUCUCAGAAUAUCAGCCUGAUGUGCCUGGAAUAAGUGAUCGCAGAACAGGUACUCCAAUACAGCAUCCAUCAUGCAGCAGAACUAAUAUUGGACAUUUUUCAUCUGGUCCAAAGAAGAGUGAACUGAAGAUUGGAGAGUCAUCAGCCUUUUUCACCUAUGUCAAAGCAACAGCACUGAAAAGCAACAUUGAAGAGACUGCUCAUGUUGACAAUACUACUACAGAAGUUAGGGUGAAACAUGUGAAUCAAGCAUGUGGUGAACAGGAUGGUAAUGACCUAAAUACACAUGAAAAUGGAGAAAUGUUUGAAAAUCAUUCACAAGAUGACUUACCCAGCAGCAACAGUAUCCAUGAUUCUUUUUCUAUUGAGAGAUCUUGUACUCCACCUGCAUCUGUGGAAGUUUCUCAGCAAAAGCAUUACAGGGAAGAACGUUCUCGGGGAGUAAUGCAUCCAAUAAAUGGAAGUCACGGUUCCGAUCCUGCUCAACAUGCUUAUCCAUAUUGCAUUUCAGGAGUUGUUAAUCAUGUUAUGAUGCCAUCAUCAGCACAAAUGUAUCAAAAGAAUAUCCAGGACCUGCAAAGUCAUUCUGGUUCUUCCGUGAUUGCACAGUACAAUCAUCUUCCCCAAUGUCCUCCUCAAGCAAGUGGGAUGACAUCCUUCCCAUAUUAUCCAAUGAGCAUUUGCUUACAACCUGGUCAGAUUUCUACAACUCAUUCUUGGCCAUCGUUAGGAAGUUCAAGUUCAUGUGAAGUGAAAUCAAGCAAGGUUGAUAGGAGAGAAGCAGCACUGAUGAAGUUUAGACAGAAAAGGAAAGAACGCUGUUUUGAUAAGAAAAUUAGGUAUGUCAACAGAAAACGGCUUGCAGAAAGGCGGCCUCGUGUGAGGGGACAGUUUGUGAGAAAGUUGAAUGGUGUUGAUGUGGAUCUUAAUGGACAACCUACUUCCACUGAUUAUGAUGAAGAGGAGGAAGACAACCAUGUAGCAAGAGAUUUCUCUCCUGAGGAUGCUUGAGAAUCUCAAAUUGUAAGUUUGACCAAAAGGCUGAAGGACCACCAAUGAAUUUCUUUCUGCAGUGAAAUUGUCCUGUGGAGGACUUGUUAGUGCUCCUGAUCUUGAUGGAAAAUUCAUGUAACAAUAUUAGUGGAUGUGCACGUUCUGUCAAUGUGAAGGGUCUGGUAUGCUGUUCCUAUUCAACUCUGCACCAUUCUUAUCAAAACUAGUUCAAACAAAAUCUUGAUGGGGUCUCAAAUUUCACUCUGUCAAAUGAAAGUUCCAUAUAUCCUCCUCAAGGUGUACCUGUGCAGGUCUUACUCAAGUGGUUGAAAGUAAUACACUUUUGUUUAAUCAAAACUUUUGGAACCAUUUUCUUAAAUUUACUGUCAAACAAAUUUUGCAACCAGCUCUCGUAAUAUUACUAUGUAAAAGUGUUGUGUUAUUAAGCUAGUUUAUGGAGGAAAAAUCCAAGUGUGAAUGUGGCUGGUGAUGAUUUUUUAUGAUGGUGGUUUGUUGUAGUAAUCUAAAUACCUGUAUAGUUUGUAGCUAUUUACCCACUCAAGUGGAGAGUUGGAGGUAUAACAAAACCUCUGGGUAAUGUUACUAUUUAGACUAUUUCA
Molecule: messenger RNA, 2762 nt
Organism: Vigna umbellata (rice bean)
Lineage: Eukaryota; Viridiplantae; Streptophyta; Magnoliopsida; Fabales; Fabaceae
Product: two-component response regulator-like APRR1
Biological process (GO): phosphorelay signal transduction system; cytokinin-activated signaling pathway
Molecular function (GO): protein binding
Source: RefSeq, a predicted model, not a curated record